CCAACCCACACUGAGCUUCCGGUGUUUAGAGAUUCUAAGAUGCCUGAGCCAGCCAAGUCCGCUCCCGCCCCGAAGAAGGGCUCCAAGAAGGCCGUGACCAAGGCCCAGAAGAAGGACGGCAAGAAGCGCAAGCGCAGCCGCAAGGAGAGCUACUCGGUGUACGUGUACAAGGUGCUGAAGCAGGUUCACCCCGACACCGGCAUCUCCUCCAAGGCCAUGGGCAUCAUGAACUCGUUCGUCAACGACAUCUUCGAGCGCAUCGCGGGCGAGGCUUCUCGCCUGGCGCAUUACAACAAGCGCUCGACCAUCACGUCCCGGGAGAUCCAGACGGCUGUGCGCUUGCUGCUGCCCGGGGAGCUGGCCAAGCAUGCGGUGUCCGAGGGCACCAAAGCCGUCACCAAGUACACCAGCUCCAAGUGAAAAGGACGUCCCACGAGGAGUAGACCUGAUGAUGUCUUUUCUACCACUCAUCAGUGCUGGACGUUGUUUCAUUUGGCAAUUGAGACAAUGGAAAUAGGUGAUACUAGAAGACUAGUGGCUGUAUUUUCAAAACUUGAGGAACAACUGAUAAGCAUCUGGUUAAAAAUUCUAUAAAAAAUGUUCACUGUAGAAAUUUGUGAUAAGAAUGUAGAAAAUUAAAAUAUUCUUAGUAAAAUUAAAAUACACCUAGCAAAAGAAA
This is a messenger RNA of Cricetulus griseus (Chinese hamster), 679 nucleotides long. The record is from RefSeq and is a predicted model, not a curated record. NCBI's taxonomy places the organism in Eukaryota, Metazoa, Chordata, Mammalia, Rodentia, Cricetidae.